Closterium sp. NIES-67 is the source of this 8947-nucleotide messenger RNA. Lineage: Eukaryota; Viridiplantae; Streptophyta; Zygnematophyceae; Desmidiales; Closteriaceae. The record is from the annotation of a GenBank genome assembly.
GAAUUGAGCCGGGUGGCAUGGAAUGCGAGCCCCACAGCUGUGAUGGCUCAGGGCGUGUCCUAGGAGUACGUCUCGCAUACCCAGAAUCCGGUUUUGUACGGUGCAACACGUUGGAAAACGGUGAUUCUUCUUCACUGCUGUCAACCUUGGGGCACCGUAUUGGACCUGUACAAACUUUACGUCGGACAGACUCUUCGGACGCGCCCUCAAGGCGCAAGAGAUUGACCCAUGCGCGGAUAGCAGCGCCUUGGAAUCACGGCGUGCCCAGAUAGUCGAGAAAGCUGGAGCCGUCAGCGGCGGGUGGCGCAUCGCACGAGCACAGUCCUGCCUCGACCUUGCCACGCCCUGGUCGCUCAUUCUGUCGCCAAUGGACCGUCGCACGUCGCUCGGCGACAUGCUCGCACAGCUACGACAUGUGGCGGCUGUCGAGGCGAAACGGGCAGCGGAACAGGUGAUUCUUCCCAGAGACUUCGCCCUGACCAUUCCGCAUCCAGACAAAUCGUCCCGCCCAUCUCCGGAUGACAGCACCGAACCCUUGUCGUCGGAACCCCUCUUUACGAUCACCGUUCGGUUAUUGUCCGCUGGCCACGUGGACGCGAGCCCCGCGUACCAUUCCGCCAAUGAAAUCUGGCCACGUGGCUACCAUGCAGUGUGGGUGGACCCUUUAGGGGGGCUGUGCCAUAGCGAGGGGGCACAGGGGGUUUAGGUGACAUGCAUGGGUGGGCGGUAGAAGGGGGGGAGAAGGAAGGGGAUCGUGGCGAGAUGGUGAGAGGAGGUGAGGUAGAGGGGAGAGGGGCGAGCAAAAGCGCACGGUUAGUCUUGUGUGAGCCCGAAGAUGAGGUGCACAUGGUGUGUGAAGGUCGAACCUGCCAGGAGGCUUGGGAGAGGUUUGGGAGGGAGUGGGACGUGGAGGGGGAGCGGGAGGUGGAGCGGGUGAGAGCGCUGCUGGCGGCCGACAAGUUUGGGCUCAAGCACCCGGAUGUGGCGGCGCUGAUCGAAGGGCAGAGCGGUGCAGAGCGGUGCGAGGGGUACGAGUUCAGGGAGGAGCGAUGGUGGAAGGGGCAAGUGCAGAGGGAGCAGGGGGGGGGAGAAGGUGGUGCGAAUGAAACCAGCGAGGCGAAGGGCACUGGGGAAGAAGGGGGCCAUGCGCGGAUGGGCGAUGCGCGGAUGGGCGAUGCGCGGAUGGGCGGGGGAGUGCAGUGGGAAGGAAGGAGUGGCGCAGUGAGUGCAGUGAUGGGGAGGUUAGUGGAGGAGCGCUGCCAUGGCGUGCUGCUGGACAGGGGGCAGGGGGGCAAGCGCAUGGAGGGGGGCGAGCGGAUAGAGGGGGCAUGUGGAGAGAUGCUGAUGACAAAGGGCCUAGCAGGAGCAGCAGCAGCAGCAGCAGCAGCAGUAUGGGCAUCAGCUGCUGCGCCAAAGCCAUUCUCUGUGUGCGCGCCAGCCUGCCCGGCGCCUCAGCUCCCCGCAGGAGCCGUGUGGCCGCUGUCUCUCCCUCGCCCUGCCACUGCUGCACCCUGUGCGCCUCUGCCGUCGCUCUCCCAGCGCGACAUGCUGCGACUCAUUGAGAUGCAUCACUUCCUGCACGCCUUCCCGCCCCUCGUCCCCCCAUCCGCCCCCAUCGCCUCCGCGCUGCCCGCGCUCUCCUUGCCCGCCCUCGCCUACCACCUCGCCUGCCCUGCCAGCUACCACGCUACCCACUCCUCUCUCGCGCCCCCUUCCCAUUCCCUAGCGCUUCCCCUGGCUGCGCAUGCAGGCGCCGCGGCAGCGAGUGCGCGCGCCUCACAGCCGCCUGCCUUCCACGGCGGCUCUCCGCUGCUGGCGUACGUGCAUGUGGCGCUGCUGCACGUGCUGUUGAGCGACACCAUGGGCGCGGUGGCGGCCAGGGAGGGCAUGGGGGGCGGCAGGGGGAAGGAGUGCGAGGGAGGAGGCAAGGAGAGGGAAGUACCAGAAACUGUUGCAAGGGUUUCUGGUGCUGGGGACAGUGGAUCUGGAGGCGGCGGUGGUGGGGCUGCUGCUGCUGCAGGCGGCGGCUGUCCUGCGUCUGCCCCUGCUGCACUCACUGCCACCCUCAUGGGUGCAAGUGCGGCCAAUGCCAGUGAUGCCACCUCGGAUUUGCUGAUGUGUCCCAUUGAUGAGCUGACGUGGCCUGAGGUGGCAUGCAGGGUGCUUGCUGUUAACGCUGCGCUGUUGCAGGCAGAGAGGAGGGAGAGGGAGGCGGGCGGAGGGGAAGAGGGGGAAGGGAGGCGAGAGAAGCAGGGAGAGGGGAAGCGAAGGAGAGUGGCGGACACGGGGGGCAGGGGGCGGCUGACUCGGUGCAUAGCGGGGGAUGGAGGGCCGCUCAUGGGGCACUGGAUGGGCACCCCGGGGGCCAUGCACGACGCUGCGGCCCUCGCUGCUGCGGAGAAGCAUCUCGCCCUAGUCGCCUCGUCCCAGCCUCACUCGCACUUCGCUGCUGCCGCCGCCGCUGCUGGAGGCAUGGGGGCAGGCGGGAUGGGCAGUGGGGCGGGCAAGGGCAAGGGAGGGAAGGGUGGUGCUGCCGCUGCAGCGGCAGGCCCAGUGGGUGAGGAGCAGGGGGGGGAGGCGGCAGCAGCAGGCGCGGGUGAAGAGCAUGGCAGCAGUGUGAGGCACGGUGCAGGUGGCGCCAUGCCCCGCACGCCGGGGCUCAACGAGGAGGCCACAACCGAAGCUGCCACCGCUGCUGGGGCUGCUGCUGACGUUGUUUCCGUGGUGCAUCCAAGUGCAGGAGGCGCAGCAGGUGCGGCGGCGUGCGCCCCCCAGUGGGUGGUGCUGCUGGAGCCCAUCCGCAAGAUGCAGACCAACGUCGGCGCGCGCAUCCGCAACUGCAUCCGCGCUGCCCUGGACUGCCACGUGGCGCCGCCUGAUUGGGCGGUGGAGCGGCUGCAGUGGGCCAUCAGCAAGGAGGUGUACAAGGGCAACGCGUCAGGCCCUACUAAGCGCGCGGCCAUCGAGGUUAUGGACAGGUUCCUCGCGCACCAGCCCUCUGCGCCUGCCUCUGCUGCCGCCCCCCCUGCUCCUGCCGUCGGGGCUGUGGCGUCCGCCCCAAAGGUGAAGAGGGAGGCGGCUGCUGAGAGGAGUGACGACGGUGCUGGUGGCACCAAGGGCGCGGUGAAGCCCAGGGAUGGUGGGAGGGCUGCAGGGAGAGGGGGGGCAGAGGAUGGCGGUGGUGGGGGCGUUGGAGCGCAUGAGGACCCGCACACAGCUGGACGGCAGCGCGCCGCUCAAUCUCCUGCUGCCGAUGGCGCUGCUGCUGCCACGCUGUCGGGCACAGCACGAGGCCGUGGGCGCGCAGCGAGGGCAGCGGCGGCGGGGCCGCCCCUGUCGCGGCUGAUGCAGCAGUGCCGCGUGGUGCUGUGGCAGCUGGCGCGCGCCGACCAGCUGCAUGCCUUCACCUAUUUCUGGGGGGUGGGGCCCACGGGGGACGCCCACGGGGCGGGGGAGGGCGCCUGUGUGGGGGGUAAGGGUGCAGAUGAUGCAGCAGGCGCAGGUGCAGGAGGGGCAGGAGGGGCUGGAGGGGCAGGUGAGGGAAGAGGGAGGUUGGGUGGCGAUGCGGGCCACAUGGGCAGCGAGGUGGCGGCUGGAAGGGGCGUGAAAGGGGUGGUGGGGAAGGGGCCGCCACGGUCGCAGCAUGCACCUGUGGGUGCAGCGGCGCCCCUGGCAGGUGCAAUGAGCGCAGGCGAGGGCGCGGGAAUGGCAGUGCUGGCAGCAGGAGGCGCGGUGGGGGACACACGCAGAACGGGGUGGGCGCCGCGGCAUGCAGUGGCGCGGCCCAUGGACCUGAGGACCAUCGAUGCGCGCGUGGUGAUGGGCGCCUAUGGGGACUCGGCAGAAGGCUUCAUUGCUGACGUCAAGCAGAUCUGGGUGAACGUGCGCCUGAGCUACCGCAAGCCGCACCCCAUCUUCCUCUCCAUGCUGCACCUCGCGCCGCUCUUCGACAAGCUCGUCGCCUCCAAGGGCCUGUUCUCCUCCGCUCCAAUGCUGCCCCCGCACCCCCCAACCCCUGGGGAAGACAGGCUGGGGGGAGCAGGGAGGGGGGAGGGGCAGGGGGAGGGGGGCAGCGUUUGCGUGCCCCCGUGGGAGAAGGAGGGGUGCGCGGUGUGCGGCGUGGACGUGGACGAGGGGCUGGUGCUGCUGUGCGAUGCGUGCGACCGCGAGUUCCACGUGUACUGCCUGCACCCGCCGCUGCCCCGCGUGCCCACCGGCAACUGGUACUGCCCCCUGUGCGUGGGGCAGGGCGGGGUGCAGGGGACAAGAUGGGGAGAGGACGAGGGGGAGGAAGAGGAGGAGGAAGAAGAGAAGGAAGGGGGAAAGGGAGAGGACGAAGUGGAGGCGGACGAGGAGGAAGAAGAGAGGGGUGGAGCUGGGGGGGUGGAAUUGGGGAGAAAGAGGGCGUUUCAGCAAUCGGAAGAGUGUGACGAGGAGGAGGAGGAGGAAUGGGAGGAGAGUGCGAUGUAUGUGGUGGCGAAGAACGUGAGCAGCUGCGAGUACAACAGGAUGAGCGCCAGCCUGAGAAUCCUGCUUCUGCACACUCUCUGUCGCCUGGCCGCCCGCACAGCUGCCUACCGAGCCCUGUGCCACCACCAGCACCACCAGCACCCCCAGCACCUGCCACGCUCCCCGUUGGCCCGCGAGCUAGACUGGCCCCUUGUGUGGGGCGCCACUCGCAAGCGCUCCCAGGGGCUGAGGCACGCGUUGAGGGGAGUGUGGGCUGCCGGGGAGGGUGGGGAGGAGGAUGGGGGGGAAGAUGGGGAGGAGAGUGAGAGGAGUGUGGAGGAGGUCGAAAGGGGUGAGGGAGAGAGAGGUGGAGGGAGAAGGAGGCUGAAGCGGUCGAAAUUGAGAAAGGCAAGAAGAGCGAGGAAGGGCGAGGUGGGAGAAGGGGAGGAAGUGGAAGAGGUGAGGGAGGUAGAGGAGGAUGAGGAGGACGAGGGAGAGGAGGAGGAGGGAGAAGAAGCAGAGGAAGGGGAUGAGGGAGAGGGGGCAGGGGGGCAGCAGGAGGUGGUUGUUGAUGGGAGGGAAUGCGGCAUGCCGCUGUGGUGCUCUAGCGCUCAUCAAGGGAGGCUCAGAGGUGUACAGGGAGAGGGGCAGGAGAGCGGUGAAGCAGUAGUAUUUGUUGGAUCGGACGAGAUUGGACGGCUGUUCUUUGUUGUCAGCAUGGGCAUCGUUAACAGUGCAGUUCAUGGGUCAGGGGCUUGUGGCAAUGCUGCUGGUUCCGAUGCUGCUGAUGCUGACAGCCGUGGUGAUGGUGAGGCUGGUGGUGAUGCUGGGGCGUCUGCUGAUCUCUCUGCGCCGCGCGCCUGUGCUGCCAUGGACGGAGGAGCCGUGGGGCGGCAUGCAGAUGAGCCGCAGGGGGCACAGGCGCCAGGAGCAGCAGUGCUGGUGUGGUGCCCCCUUGGGGCCAUCGGGAGCUCUCAGCCUGCCGCCUCUCACCCCUCCACCUCCCUCCCACCACCACCCCCCUCUCCUGCUCGCUCGGCCCCUCCUCUUCCUCUUCCUCCUCUGCGCCCCACCUCCCCCUCCCGCCCCGCCCAUCCCCCCCAGCGCCUGUGGCCGGCAUGCAGAGGCGCGUGCUGCCAUGACGCCUGCACCAGGCAGGUGCACCUGGGGGAGGCGCUACUGGCCUCUGCCAAUGCUGCCGCUGUUGCUGGCGCUGCUGCUGCUGCUGCUGCUGCUGCUGCUGCUGCUGAGGCUGGCGGUAGUGAGCGGGGCGGAGGAGAGGGGGAGGGGGGAGAGUGGCGGUGGUAUGUUGGCAAGGGAAGGAUGCCAAUGGUGGGGGGGAAUGCAAGGGGGAAAGGGAGUGACGCACCGCUUGUGACGGUGAGUGAUGAGGAUGCUGCUUCUGCUGCUGCUGACGUGGAUGCUCUUCUCUCGUGGAUGGCUGCAUCAGCAACACCUGGCAGCCAGCUGGCAAGGGUUCACAGCCGGCUGCAGCAGCUGCUGCCAGGCCCUAUGCCACGUCAGCAGUGGUUGACCAACCCUCUGCCUCCACAUCAGGCCACACCUGGGGAGGCCACAUGCUCUUCUGUCUCCCCCUCUUCCCUGUCCCCCCCUCUCUCACUCCCAGUGCACCUGCAGUCCCGCCUAUCGCCCCCCCCUCCAACCUCCCACCCGCCACCCACGCUACCCCUACUCCCACCAGCCGAGCCCCCCACCCAAGGCGCCCAAACAGACGCCCUCUCGCUGCCCCCGCCUUCCCUCCGCACCCUGCGUGCUCUGGCCUUCCUGGAAGAGCGAUUUGGAGCGGUGGAGAUGGGUGCAGGCAUAGGGAUGGGAGGGGAGCAGGGAGGGGAGGAGGGGACAGGAAAGAAGGUUAGGAGCAAGGGGGAGGAGAAAGGCACGGGACUCAAGGGGACGGUGGGGGUGCCGGCACGCAGUGACGGCAGCAGGGGCGUGUGGAGGUGCGAGUGCCUGGAGCUGCAGUGGGCGGCCAGGUGGCACUGCGUGGUUUGCCACGAGACAUACAGCGCCAAGGCGGAGUUCGAGGGGCACAAGCGGGCGUGCAGGCUGAGGGCCAAGGGGGGCAGGGGCGCAGGGAAGGGCGCAGGGAAAGGGGGCGAGCGGGGAGGAGCGAAAGGGGGAUAUAUGGGAGGAGAGAGAGGGGGCGAGCAGAAGGCAGGGCACACGACGGGUGGAGGGGCUGCGAAUGGGAUGGAUGCCAAUGCGGACAAGGCUGGGGGGGGGGCGGUGGGCGAGAGGGCGAGGGACGGGGAGCACUGGCACCAGCUUACAGGGGAGGAUGACGAUGAAGAUGUGGGGACUAUUUUUGACCCUCCAACUGCUGCUGACCUGGCUCCUGCUGACGUGGCAGCUCUUGCAGCAGCAAGGGGAGAGACUGAGGAUGCCAUCAUGCCACAUGGCGCACUCAGGCUCUGUGAUGUCAUGGCCAGCCAACCCGUGAUUGCCACGUCACCAAACGGGGAAGCAGCAGCAGCCCCGCCUGCAGCAGGGGACGUGCUUCUCUCCCAAGAAGUGGUAACCACAGGAGCUACGACGCUGGGUGAGCGCAUGAGGGUGGUGCGGUGCGAGGAGGGCGAGGGGGCAGCAGGCCAGGCGGGGCACGGGCAGCUGCUGAUGGCUAACACGCACACGAAGCGGCGAGGGGGAGAGGGGGAAGGGGAGGGAGACGGGGUGGGCGAGGAGGGGCUGGUGACAGGCUGCCAGCUGCUGCGCACUGGAGCUGGGAAGAGGAGGAAGAGAGGCGAGGGAGGAGGGAGGGGUAACGAUGGAGAGGCAAGGGGGCAGGAGGCGGAUGAAGGUGGGCAAGGGGGCAGGAGGGAGCAGGGAGCAGCAGGGGUGGGAGGGGGCGAAGGAAGCGACGGGGUGGAAGGUUGCAGUGCUGCUGGCCGUGUGGCAGCACAGGCAUCAGCUGCACGCAGGGGCGUGGGUGCCGUGGCUGCUGCUGCUGAUGCUGCCACAGCGCCUGUUCCUCGACUCCUUGGUCCUGCCACUGUUACCGCUUCUACUGGCCCGCCUGCUGGUGCCGGUGCUCUCACCGCUGCUACCAUGGGCACUGGCGUCGCACCCACAAGCACGGACAGGGAGGGGUGCCGCGGUGACGGUGCCUUAGAGCAACGUGCCAGUAGCGACUUGGAGGCAUGGGAAGCGGUGGCAGGGGAGCUGGCGGCCAUAGAGCAGCUCUCAGAGGCCGUGGGCGAGGGGCGCCACAAUGAUGUGCCACAGACUCCUCCGGGGGACGCGAGCAGAGGGGGGGUGGUGGAUGUGUGUGCUGCUGCUGCUGUGACAAUGGGUGCAGGCACGGAGGGUGCAGGCACGGAGGGUGCAGGCACGGAGGAUCUGUGUGUGGAUGUUUGGGGCAUGUUGGACGGCACACCCAGUGCCGUGCAUGGCAGCAUGCUCUCCCCCAUGCCUCACUCUGCUUGGCUGAGUUCCUGGGAGCACCUGCCACCACCGCCCAACGCGACCAGCAUGGCUGACGUCAGCAGCAGCAGCAGCUGCGUGUCUCUCAGCACCUCCCCUGCGCACCCAGCCGCUCUCCUCAUUCGCAACGUCCCACUCGCCCAUCACCCACCCGCCAUCCUCCCCCCCACACCGCACCUCCCUCCGCCCCCGCUGCCCUCGCCGCCCUCCCUCCCCGUGCCCUCCCCUCCCUCGCCUGCCCUCCGCCCUCCAGGUGUGUGCGGAGGGGGCGUGGCGGGCGAGGGAGGCGAGGGCGUGGAGUGGGAGGGGCGCGUGGUGGCGGCGGUGAAGCGCGAGCUGCUGGACGUGGAGGCGGGGGCGGGCGUGGAGGCCAUGGAGGGGCCCCGGGGGCGCUCGGGGAGGAGGCGCGCGUGGCGGGCCAUGGUGAAGCGCGCCCAGCCUGCCACGUGGCGCACUCUGCUGCAGGCCUGCCUGCUCCUUGAGCUCGCCAUCCGCGCCGACCGCCUGUGCCUGGGGUGGCGCUUCUGGUGCUCCUCCGCGGCGGCCGCCUCCUGCGCCACGCUCUCUGCACUCGCCCUGCGUGUGCGUGCCUUGGACCUCGCCAUCAUCUACUCCAAAGGGCCCGUGCGCCCCACCGCCAACACGCGAGUGGGUGCGCGCGCACAUGGCGGUGGUGAGGGCAAGGGGGGGUCGGUGGAGAACAGGAAGAGCAUGACGGCGCCGCCGGUGGUGGUGGCCGAGGAGGCGGAUGUGGUGGAGGUGUCGGCUGCGAGUGGCGAUGCGGAGGGUGGCAGUGUGGAGUUUGACAUGUUUGAUGAGGAGACGGGGGCGGCGGCAGAGGUGCUAGAGAUGCUCAAGGCAUUAGGUUGAUGCCAUGCCAUGGCUAGGGUAGAGUUGAGCUAUCGAAUUUACAGUACUUUUGGAGGUUUACGAGUUGGUGAAAUGAAGCUCUUGUGUGUGGGGUCUUCUUUUCCUUGUUGCUCCCAUAGUAUUUGUGAACAUCCAAUCCAUGUUAAACCAUGAGAAAGAUGGCAUUUUUUUUAGAACCAUUGUUAUC